Python bivittatus (Burmese python) is the source of this 1309-nucleotide messenger RNA. It is a transcript of the gene TCTA, whose product is annotated as T cell leukemia translocation altered. Gene Ontology annotation, biological process: osteoclast fusion. NCBI's taxonomy places the organism in Eukaryota, Metazoa, Chordata, Lepidosauria, Squamata, Pythonidae. The record is from RefSeq and is a predicted model, not a curated record.
CGCAGUGGAACCCCGCUGACAGUUUUCUCGGGGUUUGUGUCGCAGCGUUGCGCGAGCGGCGGGAGGGGCUGAUGGCGGCGGAGGCUGAGGCGGGGGCCGGGCCCGCCUCCGCGGAGUGGGAGGCCCCCACGCGGGUGCUGCGGGCGCUCACCUGGCUCGGGCAGGAGUUCCUGUCGGACUGGGAGGCCCAGGACUUGCGGGCCGCCCUCUUCCAGCUGCUGCUGCUCUGGCUGCUGGUGAGCUUGCUCGGCAUCCAGGUGGCCUGGCGGGUCUACGGGAAUACCGUCACCGGCCUCUACUAUCGGCAAGGCCCUGGAGGACAGAAUGGAGAAACUCCAGAUGGCUCUUCACACUACUCUGUGUGGGAGAGCACAAGCAACACAAAUACAAAAACACAUCGGGAGUAACAACAGAGAUGACCAAGCCAGGCUCCUGCUGCACCAGGAGCACAGAGGACAGGAUUGCUUGCCUGUCCACUUAGAAGCCCUGCUGUUUCAGUGCAAAGGGAAGGUGCAAUCAGAGUUGUUGUUUCUCCCAUACUGUGGCUUAAUUGCUGGCCAUCACUGGUGCUGAGAGGACUGCUCCUAUCCAUCCAGUUACCAAGCGCUGAGUCUCAGGAUUGCUCUACUCAGGUUCGGGAAGCUGCAAUUCCCUCCCCUCCUUCCCCAUUACAUUAUUUCCAUUAUUGUUUCUCCUGCUGUGCCACAAACCUGUCUGCAGACUGGCCUCCAGUCUAUCUUUUCUCAGCAUUAAAUUGCUGGCACAGACCUCAUUUCUUUCUGUUGUGGUACUUGAAUACCUCUGGCCCUGAGCCAGCUUCUGUUCAGAAAGGGAACAGGGUCAUUUUUCCAGUUGAGUAUGAAUCACCAUUUGCUACCAUAUCUGAGUAGCUCAGGCCUACCAUAAACUGUAGUCUGAGUCAGCAGUGCCCAGGCAUAUUGGCCUACAGCUUGAGAACUCCAAGACUACAUGGCCAAUCAUUGGGAAUUCUGAGUUGUUCUUCACAUUUGGUAGGGACUGGAUUGGAGAAAUCUGGUCUGGGCAAUUUUUUUAAUGUCUUCUACCUCUGUUAGCUUUGUAGUAUGUGCUAAUGACUUUCUUUAGCUCAAUUUCUAGAACAGUUCUGCUUGCAAACCAUAAGCCAUGGUGCUUAUGACCUGGAGGUCUAAGAUGAAUCUGUCUCUGCAGUUGUGUGAUCGAAGACGUGCUGAUGCAAUACUGAGCUUUCCUCUUCUCUGCCAUGUGUUGCCACUUAUUGCAUAGUUUGUAAUGUAUAGAUUAUAAAGAAGUAAUUAAAAAAACAAAAGUA